AUGGCGGGACACCUGGCUUCCGACUUCGCCUUCUCCCCCCCGCCGGGCGGUGGAGGCGAUGGCCCGGGAGGGCCAGAGCCGGGCUGGGUUGAUCCUCGGACCUGGAUGAGCUUCCAGGGGCCUCCCGGUGGGUCAGGGAUCGGGCCGGGGGUUGGGCCCGGCGCCGAGGUGUGGGGUCUUCCCGCGUGCCCCCCGCCCUACGACUUGUGCGGAGGGAUGGCCUACUGUGCACCUCAGGUUGGAGUGGGGCUGGUGCCCCAAGGCGGCCUGGAGACCCCUCAGCCCGAGGGCGAGGCGGGAGCCGGGGUGGAGAGCAGCUCCGAGGGGGCCUCCCCGGAGCCCUGCGCCGCCCCCGCUGGCGCCGUGAAGCUGGAGAAGGAGAAGCUGGAGCCGAACCCCGAGGAGUCCCAGGACAUCAAAGCUCUUCAGAAAGACCUCGAACAAUUUGCCAAGGUCCUAAAGCAGAAGAGGAUCACCCUGGGAUAUACCCAGGCCGAUGUGGGGCUCACCCUGGGGGUUCUCUUUGGGAAGGUGUUCAGCCAAACGACCAUCUGCCGUUUUGAGGCUUUGCAGCUCAGUUUCAAGAACAUGUGUAAGCUGCGGCCCCUGCUGCAGAAGUGGGUGGAGGAAGCUGACAACAACGAGAAUCUGCAGGAGAUAUGCAAGGCAGAGACCCUCGUGCAGGCCCGGAAGAGAAAGCGGACGAGUAUUGAGAACCGAGUGAGAGGCAACCUGGAGAGCAUGUUCCUGCAGUGCCCAAAGCCCACCCUGCAGCAGAUCAGCCACAUCGCUCAGCAGCUCGGGCUUGAGAAGGAUGUGGUCCGAGUGUGGUUCUGCAACCGUCGCCAGAAGGGCAAACGAUCAAGCAGUGACUGUUCGCAACGAGAGGAUUUUGAGGCUGCUGGGUCUCCUUUCUCAGGGGGACCAGUAUCCUUUCCUCUGGCGCCAGGGCCCCAUUUUGGUACCCCAGGCUAUGGGGGUCCUCAUUUCACUACGCUGUACUCCUCGGUCCCAUUUCCUGAGGGUGAGGCCUUUCCCUCGGUGUCUGUCACCACUCUGGGCUCCCCCAUGCAUUCAAACUGAGGUGUCUGCCCUUCCCAGGAAUGGGGGCAGA
Molecule: messenger RNA, 1114 nt
Organism: Globicephala melas (long-finned pilot whale)
Lineage: Eukaryota; Metazoa; Chordata; Mammalia; Artiodactyla; Delphinidae
Gene: POU5F1
Product: POU class 5 homeobox 1
Biological process (GO): regulation of transcription by RNA polymerase II
Molecular function (GO): DNA-binding transcription factor activity, RNA polymerase II-specific; RNA polymerase II cis-regulatory region sequence-specific DNA binding
Source: RefSeq, a predicted model, not a curated record